UCUUCUUCAUUGCCUUCACUCCACUCCUCCAAAGUAAGCCUGUCGAGCAGAUAGAAUCAAUGGCGGGCAAAGAACAAAGAAUUCCGUCAGUGAGCUUUGAGUCCUUGUCAGUUCUGAGUAAACCAAUGGUUCUGGGACCGAGAAGGCUCUUUAACAGGUUCUUUGGGUUCAUCCCUGGGGAGAACGAAAACAGUAUCCCACGUCGGAGAAGAAUUCUCCAGGGAGAGGUCGAGGAAGAAGAAUUUCAAUAUACAAGUAGUGCGCAUUGCCUGUCAUCCUACUACAGUGUUUUCGUCGUCCGUCUCGCCAUCAUGGUCAUGCUAGCCAUUUUAAUUGGGAUGCUAACAAUAUUGACAUGGCAUUUCACAAGGGUGUAUACAACAAAAUCAAUAAACAGCUUAGCCUAUGAACUCCGUUUUGAACUUCUACAGCGUCCCAUAUUGCGGAUGUGGAACAUUUUGAAUUCUACAGUUGAAAUAACCAAGGCUCAGGUUAAGCUCUCUGAAUAUGUAAUUGGACGGUAUGACGGAAUGAUGUCUCGAGAACAGGAAGAUGAGAUGUAUGAAGUGAUGAGGAAUGUAACAUGGGCACUCUUUGCAAGUCGAAAGGCUCUGAAUGCAAUAACUACAAGUUACAAAAAUGGUUUUGUCCAGGCUUUUCACAGAGAUCACCAGAGUAACAACACAUUCUACAUCUAUUCAGAAUUUGUAAAUUCUUCAGGUAGAGGGACAAACAAACUCAACACGCUAUCAUCAUAUCGAGGCUGGAGUGAUCAAUCCCUGUAUGGCAACAUGUCUGCAAUUUGGUACCGUGAACCACUAGAUCCAGUAACUGGUGAGAGGAUAGGGGAACCCAGACCAGUUCCACCAGAAGAUCUAAUCAAUAUAGCAGGCCUGUCGGAAGUACCAGAUGGAGCAGCUUCAUGGCAUGUUGCAGUGAGCAAAUUUACAGACUCUCCAUUGCUUUCAUCUGCAUUGCCAGUUAGGGACCGUUCUAAUGAAAGUAUUGUAGCAGUUGUGGGUGUUACUACAGCACUUUACAGUGUAGGUCAGCUGAUGAGAGAAUUAAUGGAACUACAUAGUGGUUACAUGUAUCUAACCUCUCAGGAGGGUUAUGUACUUGCCACAUCAACAAAUGCCCCACUCUUGAGGAACUCAACAUCUGGGCCUGAACUUAUGAUGCCUGUUGAUUCAGAAGAUCGUAUUAUAAGACUAGGAGCUCAGUGGCUGCAGAGAGCCUAUGGCAACAAUUUUCCUCCUAACCAUGAGAUUCAUGUUGAGAAUGCCAAGCUCGGCCACCAGAAAUAUUAUAUUGACUCUUUCUUCUUAAAAUUAAAAAGACUCCCUAUGGUGGGGGUUAUUAUAAUUCCUAGGAGAUACAUAAUGGGAAAGGUGGAUGAGAGAGCAUUUAAGACGUUUGUCAUAUUGAUAUCUGCCUCUGUUUGUAUUCUACUCGUUGGGUGCCUUUGCAUUUUAAUACUAACAAGUGGAGUAUCAAAGGAAAUGAAACUAAGAGCAGAACUGAUAAGCCAUCUUGAUGCAAGAAGAAGGGCAGAGGCAUCAAGCAACUACAAGAGCCAGUUCUUAGCAAACAUGAGUCAUGAGCUGCGAACACCUAUGGCUGCAGUGAUUGGGUUGCUAGACAUUCUUAUGUGUGAUAAUUUCCUCACAAAUGAGCAAUAUGCAACAGUUACCCAGAUCCGUAAAUGUUCAAAUGCUCUACUUCGGCUUCUCAACAACAUUUUGGACCUUAGUAAGGUUGAAUCUGGAAAACUAGUAUUGGAAGAAGCUGAGUUUGACUUGGGGCGAGAACUUGAAGGACUUGUGGAUAUGUUCUCUGUGCAAUGUAUUAACCACAAUGUGGAGACAGUUCUAGAUCUCUCUGAUGAUAUGCCAAAAUUUGUCCAAGGAGACUCUGCUAGAGUGGUUCAAAUAUUUGCAAACCUAAUUAGCAAUUCUAUGAAGUUCACAUCAUCGGGCCACAUAAUUCUGCGAGGGUGGUGUGAGAAUUCAUUUAACAUUGUGAAGUUUCCCCUCAGUCAGAAGGAAUCAUGUUAUGCAAACAAAACAAAAUUGAAGCAACAUGGAAGCCAUGCAAAGAAAACCUUCAAGAAAGAUAAAAAAGUCAUUCUCUGUUUUGAACUUGAUGACACUGGCUGUGGAAUUGAUCCAAGCAAAUGGGAAUCUGUAUUUGAAAGCUUUGAGCAAGCUGAUCCCUCAACAACCAGAUUGCAUGGUGGGACUGGUCUUGGCCUAUGCAUAGUUCGAACCUUGAUUAAUAAGAUGAGUGGAGAAAUCAAAGUUGUCAGAAAAGAUGGUCCAGGCACUCUGAUGCAGCUAUAUUUGAUGCUUAGCACACCUUUGGAUGGCACAGGACAAAUUUAUCAAAUUGAUUUUUCCAAACAUAGCAUGAUGGUGUUGCUUGCACUUAAUGGCAAUAUGGGUAGAUUGAUAAUGUCUCAAUGGUUAAGAAAACAAAGAGUGUGCACUUGGGAAGCAUCUGACUGGAACGAACUAACACAAAAUAUUAAGGAAGUAUUCAAAGCCAGCAUUGUAAUCCCCAAAAGCGGAUCCAAUGAACAUACAACAAGUAAUCCUUCCAGACCUGAAGAGUUAAAAGUUCAAACCAUGACAACUUCAAAUGUUGUCAUAGUAGUUGAUAUAGGGAUACUUGACCUAAGUACAGACAUAUGGAAUGAGCAGCUGAAGUUCCUUGAUAAAUAUCAUGGGAAAGCAAAGUUUGCAUGGAUACUAAACCAUGACACCCCCAAUGUUGUUAAAAUGGAACUCCGAAGGAAAGGUCAUCUACUGAUGGUUAAUAAACCUCUCUACAAAGCAAAAAUGGUUCAGAUUCUGGAAGCUGCCAUAAAAGAAAGGAAUCUUGAGUUGCAGCAGAAGAGUUUGGAUGAUUCAGGAAUUUUGACAAUGCCAGGUGACUUGCGUGAAUGUUUUGAAAUUGAUCCCAUUCAUUUUGAUAUUGCCAGCUCAGAUGACUCUGAUACAGCUGAAGCAAGAAUUGUUAGCUCAAGAAAAGCCACAUCUCAAACUGGAGAGAAUCCAGGAGGAAGAAUUUCAACACCUGGUCUGUCAGAUUAUAAGACUGUUCACAACAGUUCAGUUGAGCCAAAUCAACUCCAUUUAGAAGAAAAUAAAUUGAAAGAAAGGUUCCCAUGUCAAGCAGGGAAAAAUACUUCUAACGUUGAGGAUUUAGCAAAGAAGUUAGUAUGCAGAAAAAACAUAUUGGUUUUAACAGAACUUGAAUGUGGAAGUUCAAGAUGUGGUGAACAUCAAAUAAUCAGCAACAUUCCUAAAGAAGAAGAUCAUAUGGACUCAGGUAAGGUAGUUAAUGGACGAAAUCCUCUUGGAGGUUUGUGUAUACUGCUCGCAGAAGAUACACCAGUACUACAAAGAGUUGCAACAAUAAUGUUGGAAAAGAUGGGAGCUACUGUUGUGGCUGUAGGAGAUGGGCUGCAGGCAGUGGAAACUCUGAAACUCAUGUUCAGUGAAGAUGGACAUGGAAUAAGGGGAUCUUCCAUACAGGAUGGAGAAACCAGAUCUCAGGCAGAAGUCCCAGAAUUUCACAAAAUUGAUUUGGUCCUCAUGGAUUGUCAGAUGCCAAAGAUGGAUGGCUAUGAAGCAACAAAACAAAUCAGGAAAUUUGAGGCAGGGACUGGUUUGCACAUUCCCAUCAUUGCACUGACAGCCCAUGCGAUGCCAUCAGACGAAGCCAAAUGCUUGGAAGUGGGUAUGGAUGCAUACCUAACAAAGCCAAUUGACUGCAAGAAAAUGAUCUCCACCAUCCUUACACUUACUAAGUGAAUGGCAUACAGCUGUUUCAAAGAAGAACAUAACUGCUUGAGUUUCACACAAGUUCCAAGCUAACAAAUUCAUUGGCUGGUAGCCUGGUGUAUAGUUGGAUGUCAUCAAAACAAAAAGCGUUUCACGUCGAGAAAAACCUCCCUACUAGUACCCCAUUGUGCUGUGUUCUUUCCUGUAAGGAUUAUUUUCGUGUAUAUAUGAUAUUUAUCCUUAGUUCCUAACAGAAAUGUUCAUACAAGAAAGAGAAAAACCCCACUGGAUUUGAGAAGGAAGAACAAAACUCGAGUUCAAAACAAAUGUGACACAAGAGUUUCCAUCAAUUACUCUUCAGUAGCAAAGUAUAACUCCGUUCCCAUCAAACAGUGACCCAGAAUAAUCAUACAUAUAUAAAUAAGAUGUAAAUUCAGCGGUUAAAUACACUGACGCAUUAAUUCAUAUGUGACAUGAUCAAGAA
Nelumbo nucifera (sacred lotus) is the source of this 4272-nucleotide messenger RNA. RefSeq names its product histidine kinase 1. Lineage: Eukaryota; Viridiplantae; Streptophyta; Magnoliopsida; Proteales; Nelumbonaceae. The record is from RefSeq and is a predicted model, not a curated record. Gene Ontology annotation, molecular function: phosphorelay sensor kinase activity. Gene Ontology annotation, biological process: phosphorelay signal transduction system; phosphorylation.